Molecule: messenger RNA, 5810 nt
Organism: Bactrocera dorsalis (oriental fruit fly)
Lineage: Eukaryota; Metazoa; Arthropoda; Insecta; Diptera; Tephritidae
Biological process (GO): toll-like receptor signaling pathway; innate immune response
Cellular component (GO): membrane
Molecular function (GO): transmembrane signaling receptor activity; protein binding
Source: RefSeq, a predicted model, not a curated record
CCGGGAAUUGCCCGAAAGUCUGUUUGCAUAUCAGCGUGAACUUCUCAUACUGGAUCUGAGUCACAAUUUAUUGGAAUAUUUAACGCCACACAUUUUCGAUCACACUCCUUGGCUAUGGCAGUUGAAACUUGGUGGCAAUCAACUGCACGACACCACAAAUCUUAUGGAAAAUCUGAAAUCACUGAAUUGUCUACAUAGGCUAGACGUAAGCCAGAACCAACUGCAAACUAUUUAUAGCACCGAGACUUCCGUCAAUAGAGCACCAAGAUUACUAACAAAUUUUCGAUACAACUAUAAGUGCAUGAGUUUCGCUUUAGCUGACGGUCUUAAAUAUAUUAUCAAGGUGCAACCAGAAAAUUACAAUGGUGGCAAGAUGAACUCAACAGUAAUCAAUUUUAGUGGCAAUCGUCUGCGCGAAUUCACUUUGGAUUGGCUUGUAGAAGCGAACAUUUCAUGCCCUUAUGAAAUAAACCUAGAGCACAAUCAGAUUGAAAACAUUUUUGCUUUACAAAAUUUCUUCAGUGCAACUGCCGAUUGUGCGCCCGAAAUCAAAAUGACUGGUAAUCCGAUCGUGUGCGAUUGUAAAUUGGCUUGGACUUACAGUGAAAACUAUCGUUCGCUAUUCAACGGCUUGCAGUGCGUUCAGACGUCAACCAAACUAGUAAAGGAUCUCGCGCAGCUGGAACGUAAAGAACUGUGUGCUUGGGAACCAGUAAUGUGUCCCAGCGAAUGCAAAUGUUACACACAAUUUGAAUUCUUGCACAUCAAUUGCAAGGGUGCGCAACAUAUCGAACAACUCCCACGCCCCGAGCAAGUUGGGCUCAAGAGUUCGGUACUCGAUAUUAGCAAUAACAAUUUCAUUGUAUUGCCGCUAAACACCACCUUCGGCUAUGGUAACGUUUCACAACUCAACGCGUCGUACAAUAAAAUCACGAGCAUAAAUAUCAGUCAACUGCCAACCAAUUUGACGGUUUUGGAUCUACGAAAUAAUCGCUUAAAAUCUUUAAAUGAUGAAUUUUUACGUACAUACCUCAAUGAGAGCACAAAACUACAAUUUCUCUAUCUAAGUGAAAAUCCUUGGAUUUGCAACUGUUCCGAACUGCAAUUUCUGUACACCAUACGUACACAUCGGACACGCAUACCCGAUGCCGACCAGUUACUCUGUGUUAAUCAGCCGAACGAUACACUCCUAAUAUCAAAUGUGAGAGAAUUGUGUCCAACUCCUGUCACUGUUGAAUAUUAUCAGUACUUGAAUACAACUCUGAUUAGUGUGUGGUUAACAAUUAUUAUUUCACUUUGCAUUAUCGCACUCUUCUAUAAAUAUAAAUUAGAAGUGAGAGUCUGGUUAUAUAACCACAACAUAUUGAGAUGUUGCAUUCGCGAAUGUGAGCUGGAUAAGCAUAAAACAUUCGAUGCGUUUAUUUCAUAUCUCACCAGGAUGCAGACUUCGUCAACCAUACAUUGCUGCCGCGACUCGAACAGUGCGAACCACCAUUUCGUGUAUGCACGCACGAACGCAAUUGGCUGGCUGGCGCUUAUAUACCCGAACAAAUCAUCGAAUCGGUGGAACAGUCGCGUCGGACGAUCAUUGUGCUCUCGCAGCACUUCAUCGAGUCGGAUUGGGCGCGCAUGGAGUUUCGCACAGCGCAUCAAUGUGCUUCACCUGCAAUUGAUUAUUAAAUCAAAUCGUAAUGAAAUCGGGGAAGCAGCUAUUAUAAGCAUACCCACACAUUAUAAGCAGGACCAACUGGAAACACUUACGCUUAGCGUACAAGGCCUAAGAAACCAGUACACAUCGCUGCAAAACUUGACGCAAACAUUCUUUAAAAACUUCGCUACGCUCAGACAGCUUGACUUAGCUGGAAAUAAUAUGAGAACGUUGAACGCCAACAUGUUUGCAGCGCUAACGCAAUUGAAUAGUCUUAAUUUGAGCCAUAAUGAAAUCCGAGAAUUGCCCGAAAAUCUGUUUGCAUAUCAGCGUCAACUUUUCAUACUGGAUCUGAGUCACAAUUCAUUGACAUAUUUAACGCCACAUCUUUUCGAUCAAACUCCUUGGCUAAGGCAGUUGAAACUUGGUGGCAAUCAACUGCACGACACCACAAAUCUUAUGGAAAGGCUGAAACCACUGCGUUAUCUACAUAGGCUAGAUGUGAGCCAGAACCAACUGCAAACUAUUUGGAGCACCGAGACUUCCGUCAAUAGAACGCCAAGGCUACUGACAAAUUUUCUAUACAGCUAUAAGGGCAUGACUUUGGAUUUAGCUGCCAGUAUUAAAUAUAUUAUCAAGUUGCAACCAGAUAUUUACGAAGGUGGCAAGAUUAACUCAACAGUAAUCAAUUUAAGUGGCAAUCGUUUGCGCGAAUUCACUUUGGAUUGGCUUGUAGCAGGGAACAUUUCAUGCCCUUUUGAAAUAAACCUAGAGCACAAUCUGAUUGAAAACAUUUUUGCUUUACAAAAUUUCUUCAGUGCAACUGCCGAUUGUGUGCCCGAAAUCAAAAUGACUGGAAAUCCGAUCGUGUGCGAUUGUAAAUUGGCUUGGAUUUACAGUGAAAACUAUCGUUCGCUGUUCAAUAGUUUGCAGUGCGUUCAGACGUCAACCAAACUAGUAAAGGAUCUCGCGCAGCUGGAACGAAAUGAGCUGUGUGCUUGGGAACCAGUAAUGUGCCCCAGCGAAUGCAAUUGUUACACACAAUUUGAAUUCCUGCACAUCAGUUGCAAGGGUGUGCAACAUAUCGAACAGCUCCCACGCCCCGAGCAAGUUGGGCUCAAGAGUUCGGUACUCGAUAUUAGCAAUAACAAUUUCAUUGCAUUGCCGCUAAACACCACCUUCGGCUAUGGUAACGUUUCGCAACUCAACGCGUCGCACAAUAAAAUCACGAGCAUAAAUAUCAGUCAACUGCCAAACAAUUUGACGGUUUUGGAUCUACGAAAUAAUCGUUUAAAAUCUUUAAAUGAUGAAUUUUUGCGGACAUACCUCAAUGACAGCUCAAAACUACAAUUUCUCUAUCUAAGUGAAAAUCCUUGGUUUUGCCACUGUUCCACGCAGAAAUUGCUGUACACCAUACGUACACAUCGGAGACGCAUACCCGAUGCCGACCAGUUACUCUGUGUUAAUAGGCCGAACGAUACACUCCUAAUGGCAAAUGUGAGAGAAUUGUGUCCAACUCCUGUUACGGUUGAACAUAAUCAGUACAUGAUUGCAACUGUGAUUAGUGUAUUGUUAACCGUUAUUAUUUUUCUUUUCAUUAUCGCACUCUUCUAUAAAUAUAAAUUAGAAGUGAAUGUCUGGUUAUAUAGCCACAACAUAUUGAGAUGUUGCAUUCGCGAAUGUGAGCUGGAUAAGCAUAAAACAUUCGAUGCGUUUAUUUCAUAUGCUCACCAGGAUGCAGACUUCGUCAACCAUACAUUGCUGCCGCGACUCGAACAGUGCGAACCACCAUUUCGUGUAUGCACGCACGAACGCAAUUGGCUGGCUGGCGCUUAUAUACCUGAACAAAUCAUCGAAUCGGUGGAACAGUCGCGUCGGACGAUCAUUGUGCUCUCGCAGCACUUCAUCGAGUCGGAUUGGGCGCGCAUGGAGUUUCGCACAGCGCAUCAGUGCUCGUUGAACGAGGGUCGUGCGCGCAUAAUAAUGAUUAAAUAUGGAGAAAUCUCGAAAAGCGAGUUAUUGGACCGAGAACUAAAGGCAUAUUUGGAUAUGAAUACAUAUCUGGAUUGGCAAGACGUCCGAUUUUGGGACAAAUUACGCUACGCCAUGCCACAUAAAGUGGGUGUAGAGAGGAAUUCCGAUAUGCUAAAAAUUAACGGUAGAAUGUAUGUUAUGGGACAAGUUGAGGUGAAUUGUUUGGCUGACGACAUUAAUCUACUGGAAACUCUUACGCUUAACGUCCAAGAUCUACGAAAUCAGUACUUAUCGCUACAAAACUUAACGCAAACAUUCUUUAAAAACUUCACUGCGCUCAAACAUCUUGACUUAGCCGGCAAUAAUAUGAGAAUGUUGGACGCCAAUAUCUUUGCAGAGCUAACGCAAUUGAAUUCUCUGAAUUUGAGCCGUAAUGAAAUCCAGGAGUUGCCCGAAGGUAUGUUUGCAUAUCAGCCUCAACUUCUUAUACUGGAUCUGAGUCACAAUUCAUUGAAAUAUUUAUCGCCACACCUUUUCGAUCAGACUCCUUGGCUAUGGCAGUUGAAACUUGGUGGCAAUCAACUGCACGACACUAUAAAUCUUAUAGAAAAUCUGAAAUUACUGAAUUGUCUACAUAGGUUAGACGUGAGUCAGAACCAACUGAAAACUAUUUGGAGCACCGAGACUUCCGUUAAUAGAGCACCAAGCUUACUAACAAAUUUUCGACACAACUAUGAGUGCAUGAGUUGGGCUUUAGCCGACGGUCUUAAUUAUAUUACCGAGUUGCAACCAGAAAAUUACGAAGGUGGCAAGAUUAACUCAACAGUAAUCAAUUUAAGUGGCAAUCGUCUGCGCGAAUUCACUUUGGAUUGGCUUGUAGCAGGGAACAUUUCAUGCCCUUUUGAAAUAAACCUAGAGCACAAUCUGAUUGAAAACAUUUUUGCUUUACAAAAUUUCUUCAUUGCAACUGCCGAUUGUGCACCCGAAAUCAAAAUAACUGCUAAUCCGAUCGUGUGCGAUUGUAAAUUGGCUUGGAUUUACAGUGAAAACUAUCGUUCGCUGUUCAAUGGUGCACAGUGCGUUCAGACGUCAACCAAACUAGUAAAAGAUCUCGCGGAGCUUGAACGUAAAGAACUGUGUGCUUGGGAACCAGUAAUGUGCCCGAGCGAAUGCAAUUGUUACACACAAUUUGAAUUCCUGCACAUCAAUUGCAAUGGUGCGCAACAUAUCGAACAGCUCCCACGCCCCGAGCAAGUUGGGCUCAAGAGUUCGGUACUCGAUAUUAGCAAUAACAAUUUCAUUGUAUUGCCGCUAAACACCACCUUCGGCUAUGGUAACGUUUCGCAACUCAACGCGUCGUACAAUAAAAUCACAAGCAUAAAUAUCAGUCAACUGCCAACCAAUUUGACGGUUUUGGAUCUACGAAAUAAUCGCUUAAAUUCUUUAAAUGAUGAAUUUUUACGUACAUACCUCAAUGAGAGCACAAAACUACAAUUUCUCUAUCUAAGUGAAAAUCCUUGGUUUUGCGACUGUUCCACGCAGAAAUUGCUGUACACCAUACGAACACAUCGGACACGCAUACCCGAUGCCGACCAGUUACUCUGUGUUAAUCAGCCGAACGAUAAACUGCUAAUAGCAAAUGUGAGAGAAUUGUGUUCAAUUCCUGCCACUGUUGAAUAUAAUCAGUACUUGAUUGCCACUCUGAUUAGUCUAGGGUUAACCGUUAUUAUUUUACUUUGCAUUAUCGCACUCUUCUAUAAAUAUAAAUUAGAAGUGAAAGUCUGGUUAUAUAAUCACAACAUAUUGAGAUCUUGCAUUCGCGAAUGUGAGCUGGAUAAGCAUAAAACAUUUGAUGCGUUUAUUUCGAUGCACACCAGGAUGCAGACUUCGUCAACUAUACAUUGCUGCCGCGACUCGAACAGUGCGAACCACCAUUUCGUGUAUGCACGCACGAACGCAAUUGGCUGGCUGGCGCUUAUAUACCCGAACAAAUCAUCGAAUCGGUGGAACAGUCGCGUCGAACGAUCAUUGUGCUCUCGCAGCACUUCAUCGAGUCGGAUUGGGCGCGCAUGGAGUUUCGCACAGCGCAUCAGUGCUCAUUGAACGAAGGUCGCGCGCGCAUAAUAAUGAUUAAAUAUGGAGAAAUCUCGAAAAGCGAGUUAUUGGAUAGAGAACUAAAGGCAUAUUU